Molecule: messenger RNA, 1325 nt
Organism: Ruditapes philippinarum (Manila clam)
Lineage: Eukaryota; Metazoa; Mollusca; Bivalvia; Venerida; Veneridae
Product: sulfotransferase 2A1-like
Exons: 6
Coding region: 98-1036 (312 amino acids)
Biological process (GO): sulfation
Cellular component (GO): cytoplasm
Molecular function (GO): sulfotransferase activity
Source: RefSeq, a predicted model, not a curated record
AUGGUAUAAGUGCACUUUGGACAAAUUUAUUUUAUCAAGGCCAACAUUGAAAGCAAGUUGAACAACCUUGGAUUUAAAUAAGUUGCACUAUUCAACUAUGGCGGAAACCAGUGAGUAUGAUGAGACAGGAACGAGUAAGGUUAUGAUGCUUGAGAGCGAAGACGGUGGACAAAUUAAAGUGAUUGACAUUGGUGGAAUUAUUUUUCCUAUGCCCUUUUUCGACAGUGAAGAGGCUGUACUAAAACGGCUCUCCUUAGUGAAGAAUCUCCAGUAUAAAAGCGGUGAUGUAAUGAUAUGUAGCUAUCCGAAAACAGGAACACACUGGACAGCCAAUCUCAUAUACUUCCUUCAGCAUCCCGAUGGUCCGUUGGAAGAUAAGGUUUCACAUGGUGGUUGGCUAAUAGAUUUAUAUGGCAUAAAAGACUCUGAAAAAGAUGAAAACAGAAGACUUUUAACAUCACACCUACAUCCAAAACGUCUGCCAAGAGACCAUUUUGCAAACGGCGGAAAAACUAUUCUUGUCUUCAGGAACCCAAAGGAUUCAGCCGUCUCGAUGUACUACAUGAUGCGAAAACAGAAAGUUGUUGGUGAUUUUAAUAUAUCAUGGGACAAGUUUCUUAGUUAUUGGCUUGAAGGAAAAAUCUUAUUUGGAUCGUACUUUGAUUACUACAAUAAAUGGCAAGCGGAACUCAAAACUAAUUCAAAAAUGGAUGUUCUUAUUGUUCAGUAUGAAAAUCUGAAAAAGAACAGUUUACACGAGGUUCGCCGAAUACAGAAUUAUCUCGGUACUAAUCACUCAGAUGAGCGUUUACAAGAAGUUAUAAAUAGAUGUUCUAUCGAUUAUUUGAGAAAUGACGUUGAAAGUGGAAAGGUGGAGACAAGUCUAAAAGAUGAUAAAGGAAAGUCGGUGCUUUAUAGGAAAGGUAUCAUUGGUGACUGGAAGAAUCAUUUUACAGUUGCACAAAACGAGGAGUUCGAGAAAAUUACAAAUGAGAAAAUGAAAGACAGUAUAUUCAACUAUAAAGCAUGGAACUGAUUGCAUUUGUAAUCUUCUAUGAACUCAAAGUUAACUUACAUAAUUAGCAUACAUCAUGUUCAUUGUUGUUUUGAAAACAAAAAGUUCUAAUCUCUAAAAGUACAAACAUAAUCAGAGUUACAUAAAUCCCGUCGUGUUAAUUGUUAAACAACAUGAAAUCUGAAGAUGACAUAUUGUCAAAACUAAAGUUAUGUUUCUAUUAGAUUAAUGAUCGAGAAGAUAACAAGUGUACUUGGUUUAUUAUGUCGUGUCUAUUUGUACCUUUGAAAUUAAAUAAAUAGUAAAACUU